UAAUCUGGACAAGGCUCAAACAAACAGAACAGGGCGCAAAAACAACCGGAAACCUCUACAGUGAGGUUUGACAAUGUCAAUGAUGAAAGAAGGCUAAGGAGAACAACCAUCAGUAACAGACACAGACACAAAGCAGAGUAACAAAUUCACCUUAGAGACAACGCAGGUGACACGCAUCUGUGAUUCAAGGAUUCGAAGAUACAAGUUAAGAACAAGAAAAGAGACGCUGAGAUGAUUAUCCUGGCCACUAUUCUGAUAUUGAUGUGUGUCAGAGUCAUUGGCACCAAAAACGGGUCUGAGAUGAAUUGUAUUUCAGUGAUCAGAGUGCCACGAAACACAGUGUUUAGAGCUCCGGUUAUGACCGAGUUGAAGAUAAACUGUACUAUAACAACUCUAGAAGGAUGUCACGGGAACCCAAGAGUCUCAUGGUGCAAAUGCAAUAGAAGUGACUGUAAAGCUAUUAAUUACUCACAUCACAUAAAAACUGAUUUGAAGAGCAUCAAAGAACAUGAAUGGAUGUAUUUCCUGAUUUUCCUGAACAUCUCAAUGGAGGACACAGGUUUCUACAGAUGUAAAGGUGGUGACACAUCUUUAGGUCAUACUAUUAAUGUCACUGUGACAGAUAAAAAUGAGGAUGAGGUGUCACACAAUCAAAGCAACACACGUGAUCUGAAUUCAGGUCAAAAGGAUGAUCGUCAGUGGCUCUGGCCGUAUCUGUACAUCUGCAGUGGAAUCGCAGGGCUGUUCUUCAUAGUUAUGACUGUAUUAUUUCUUUAUGUCAUUAGUCACCAAGGAAGAAAAUCUACAAGAAAAGAUGAGGCAAAUAAAAAUCAGUACAUGGAAUCACAAAGAAAAGACCUGCUUCUUCCUCCCGGUCUCUAUCUGAACUCAGACCUGCUGACAUCUGUUGUAUACCGUGUUUAAGAAACAAAGUACAAAUCUGUACCUAAUAAUCAAAAGUUAUAUGUUAAAAAUCUUUUUAACCUAUUUACCCCUAAAUGGUAUAUAAAUUAAAGGUACACAUUAGUACUUUAACAUACAUACCUGUAUUAGUACCCUAAUAAAGGUAAACAAUCUUAUAAUUUUUUUUUUUUUUUUGUCAUUCAGUUGUUAAAAUAUUCAUUAGUCUAAUAAAUUAUUAAGUGAUGAGAAUACUUAAGAAAUUCAGUUCAUAUUGCAUUGAAGAAGUAAUAUGACCAACUGUGGAAAAUAUUACUCCACAAUUGGUUCAGAAAUGUUGCGUUGUUGUUUUUGUAAAUCACUGAUUGUUAAUAAGAGUUUUC
This is a messenger RNA of Carassius auratus (goldfish), 1283 nucleotides long. RefSeq lists its product as uncharacterized. Gene Ontology annotation, cellular component: plasma membrane. The transcript has 7 exons. The record is from RefSeq and is a predicted model, not a curated record. Gene Ontology annotation, molecular function: signaling receptor activity. NCBI's taxonomy places the organism in Eukaryota, Metazoa, Chordata, Actinopteri, Cypriniformes, Cyprinidae. Gene Ontology annotation, biological process: immune response-regulating cell surface receptor signaling pathway. Bases 232 to 924 code for a protein of 230 amino acids.